CUUCCGGGGCGCCCAGGCGACCACUACGGGGACUAAAAUGAGUUGACACCGGAUGUGCCCCCUCCCAAGCGGAGCCUUUCUUCCGGCCUGGUCCUACGCUACCGCGGAAAUUUCUAGUCUGGCUUUUUAAGCUGAUUGCAACCAUGGCUGCUGAGUCUGAUGUUCUGCACUUCCAGUUUGAACAGCAAGGAGAUGUAGUCUUGCAGAAAAUGAAUCUCUUGAGACAACAGAAUUUAUUUUGUGAUGUAUCAAUUUAUAUUAAUGAUACAGAGUUCCAGGGGCACAAGGUGAUUUUUGCUGCCUGCUCCACUUUCAUGAGAGAUCAGUUUUUACUCACACAGUCAAAACAUGUCAGAAUUACCAUCUUGCAGAGUGCAGAAGUUGGCAGAAAAUUAUUACUUUCUUGUUAUACUGGAGCACUUGAAGUUAAGAGGAAAGAGCUCUUGAAGUAUUUGACAGCAGCUAGUUACCUUCAGAUGGUUCACAUUGUGGAAAAGUGUACAGAAGCUUUGUCAAAGUACCUGGAAGUUGAUCAUUCUAUGAAAAACAACAGUCAACAUUCUGACUUAUGUCAGUCCUCUGAACUAGAUGUUAAGAAUGAAGAAGAAAAUUCAGAUAAAGACUGUGAGAUAAUUGAAAUUUCAGAAGAUAGUCCUGCAAACAUAGAUUUCCACAUUAAAGAAGAGGAAAGCAGUGCUUUACAGUCUACAGUCGAGAGCUUAACACCAGAGGGAAAGGAAAUGAAGUCACCAGAGCUAUCUUCAGUAGAUAUAGGUUUUAAAGACAAUGAAAUUUGUAUCCUCCAUGUGGAAUCUAUCAAUACUGGUGGUGUAGAAAAUGGACAGUUUCCUCAGCCUUGUACCUCUUCAACAGCAAACAUGUAUUUUCCUGAAACACAGCAUUCACUGAUCAAUUCUACAGUUGAGAGCAGAGUGGCAGAGGUUCCUGGAAAUCAAGAUCAGGGCUUAUUCUGUGAGAAUACUGAAGGAACUCUCAAUACAGUGAGUGAGAUUCAAAAUCUGGAGGAUGUUUAUUCACUGAGGCAUCAGUGCCCUAGGUGUCCUCGAGGAUUUCUACAUGUCGAAAACUACCUGCGUCACCUUAAAAUGCAUAAACUGUUUUUGUGUUUGCAGUGUGGAAAAACAUUUACACAGAAAAAAAAUCUCAACCGGCACAUUCGAGGCCAUAUGGGCAUCCGUCCUUUUCAGUGUACUGUGUGCUUGAAGACAUUUACUGCUAAAAGCACACUACAGGACCACUUGAAUAUACAUAGUGGAGAUCGACCAUACAAAUGCCACUGUUGUGAUAUGGAUUUCAAGCACAAAUCUGCCCUUAAAAAACACUUAACAUCUGUUCAUGGCAGAAGCAGUGGUGAAAAACUCCCAAGGCAUGAUCUCAGUAGGCAAAAUCUAUUAUAAUUAGAAUCACAUCUUGCUAUAUAAGCCUUAUAUUAUUCUGUUAGGCAAGUCUUCCUGUAGAAAUGCAGCAUUUUUAAUAUUGCAUAACCCCAUCCUUGGGUUUUAUUUUUGGUUUGCUGACACAUGUUAUCCUUUCUGAACUUCUACCAGUUGCAGAGUGGUGAGACAUAAAAUAAUAAAGCAGAUGGGAUCUCAUUUCAUACAUUAUACAUAAGCCCCAGAGGUUUACCUAAAGAAAUAAUAUUCUGCUAAAUCUUCUUUUUAAAAAAAAUUAUCUUUAUUGGCUAGAGACACUCAGAAAUUGAGAGGAAGGGGGAGAGAGAGUGGAGAGAGGCAGACAACUGCAGACCUGUUUCAUCACUCGCAAAGCUUUCCCCCUGCAGGUAGGGACCAGGGGCUUGAACCUGGGUCCUUGCUCACCUGUAAUGUGUGCGCUUAACCAGGUGCGCCACCACCUGGCCCCUUCUGCUAAAUAUUCUUUGCUCUUCUUUUUUUAACCAGAGCACUCUUCAGAUACAGGUGGUGCUGGGGACUGAAGCUGGGACCUCUGGUGCCUCAGCAUAGAAGUUUAUCAUGAUACUUUUAUCUCCCUGUCCCUUAAUAGCCUUGAUUCUUGGAAUCAAGCAGUAUCAAGUCAGAUUUCCAGAUUCUGAUAUAGAAUCUUCAAAUAACUGAUAUGUGUAAUACUUGGUGGAAAGAAAACAUUUUUAAAAAUAUGCUGUAAGCCAUUUUAGUCACUUUAAGAAUAGACAAGUAUACUGAUUUUUUUUUAAACUGAGUACUACUGGACCUUAUACUAAACACAAAUGUAUUCAUUAUAAAAUGUAGAGAAAAUUCAAAUUCAUUUGGGAAAUUCCUUAUUAUGAGCUAAUAUACCUUAAAAUCAUAUUUCUGUCAGUUUUUACUCUACAUAUUUUGGAAAUGACUGAUUGAACCCAGGUUUUAAAAUUUCAUUUAAUAUAAUUGCAUUUAAUUUUGUGACCAAUAAAAUAACAUAAUUGGCAUAAAAUUAUGAAUCUUUUUUUUGUUUAGCAAUCCCAACUUUACCAAAGAUGCUUGUCUAACUUUUUGUAGUCACCCUACUGUGAAAUUGUUACAUUUUUUUGGUGUUACAUGUGUAUAUGUGAAAACACCACUGCAGUUAAAAACUUGUUAUGCUGUUCCCUUGUGUUCAGCUAUAACUAUAAUUUCUCUUUUAUGGAAGUCAUAAAUCUUACUGUGUCCCCUUUUGCAAUGCUUCUUUUCUCUCAACAUAAUACCUUUGGGAUUUGUCCAUGUUGCAUCUAUUCAAUCCAUUUUUUAUUUUGAAUUGGCAAUAUGUGCUAAUUUCGUUUAUUGCUAGAUGUAUAGUUUAAUUGCUUUAAUGAUGCUUUUGUUUCCUUCAUGUUGACAAAAAUUCUAGUCAUUAAGGAUUUUAUUUUAUUUUAUAUUUCUAGAAAUUUGCCAAAAACAAAACCAUGGCUAUGUGGUUAUUUUACUGGGAGUAAUAUGCCAGGUUGUGUUAUGAAUCAUUGUUCAUUAAUAACUUACCUACAUAUAGUGCAACACAUUUUUGUUAUCAUAGCAAAGGUUAAGAUACGUUGUAGGGCAAGUAAUAUUCUCAGAAGCUAGUAAAGAAGCCUGACUGGAUGCAUUUAACUGCUAAGAUGCUCUGUUUCUCCUCUAUUCAACUCAGAUUUAUAUAGAAUUUCUACUAUUUUAUUUAUUUAAAGCCCUUCCGUAUUUUCAGACAUAAUAUACUUAGUACAGUUUAUAGGAGUUUUGUGAGAAAUCACAUGUUGACUGUUAGACAUGUUAAAUAUCCUUUUAAUGAAAAAUAUAUUCUUCAUAAAAUUUUAACUCUGGGAGAGACUUUAAAAAAAAAACCCAGCUUCUCUUUGAACAUGUUUGAUAAGGAAAAUGGCUUCAUGACCCUCAGGUCAGUAGUUAGUAACAUUGGAGAGGUAACCUCUAUUUGAAUUUUUCUGAGAUUUAUAUUUAAAACAAAACUUUGGUCCUCAUAAUUUUUCAAAUAAUUUCCAGAUGGAAAAUUCUAUGAUUUUUACAUGUAAAUCUUCCCAAGUUCCCAAGAACAGAAGGGAAAGCAACAGAGGAGGACUUCUGUGUCUUUAUGAGUGUUUCUACUUGAGUACCCCUCUAAAGAUAGACUUUUUCUAAAGUUACAGUGUUAGAUCAUGGAGAACAUGAUAUAACCCAGCACUCAAUAUUAUUUCCCACUUAAGUUAUGAUUGGCCGUUUGUAGACAUGAAAAUGGUUACCUUUCAGAAGUAGUUUGCGAUUGAAGUAUUUUGCUUAUUUUUGCUUCUUAGAAUGAAAGCUUGUGAGGGAGGACUGGAAAUGGG
This is a messenger RNA of Erinaceus europaeus (western European hedgehog), 3760 nucleotides long. RefSeq names its product zinc finger and BTB domain containing 6 (gene ZBTB6). The record is from RefSeq and is a predicted model, not a curated record. NCBI's taxonomy places the organism in Eukaryota, Metazoa, Chordata, Mammalia, Eulipotyphla, Erinaceidae. Gene Ontology annotation, biological process: regulation of transcription by RNA polymerase II. Gene Ontology annotation, molecular function: DNA-binding transcription factor activity, RNA polymerase II-specific; protein binding; RNA polymerase II cis-regulatory region sequence-specific DNA binding. The coding region runs from base 144 to 1418 and encodes 424 amino acids. The transcript has 2 exons.